Messenger RNA from Amaranthus tricolor (Joseph's coat), 1457 nucleotides. Its product is annotated as protein FAR1-RELATED SEQUENCE 2-like. Lineage: Eukaryota; Viridiplantae; Streptophyta; Magnoliopsida; Caryophyllales; Amaranthaceae. Bases 363 to 1457 code for a protein of 364 amino acids. The transcript has 3 exons. The record is from RefSeq and is a predicted model, not a curated record. Gene Ontology annotation, biological process: regulation of DNA-templated transcription.
UAUAAUUAUUUUGUAGAAAUAAUUAUUUUUUAAGUUAUUAUUAUUUUGAUAUAUUAUGAUAAUGUUAUUAUAAUUAUUAUUUGCAGGACUUUGAAAAUUUAGGAGAUAAUAUAGAUUAUUCUGAUAGAUUUGUUACCGAUAGAGAAUUUGAUUCUGUAGAUGAUUUACAUACUUGGGCUAAUGAGAUAGCACUAACAAUUGGAUUUCAAUUUACACGUGCUUCAUAUAAAAAAAAAGAAGGGCGUUCUAGAGUGAGUCUGUACUUAAGAUGUCACCGUUACGAUAAAAGAAGUGUUGAUUUGCAUAACUUAGACAAUGCUCCCCGACCAGGUUCCAAAAGUAGGGGUUGUGGGUGUAAAUUUAUGAUUUUAGGAACUAGUCGUAACCCAAAGGAAAGACCUUGGACGGUUAGAGUGUUUCCUGGUGAAAAAGGAAUACAUAACCACCCGUUCUUCAUGUACAUAGAUGGUCAAAUAAGAGUAAAUAGGAUGACUGUGGAUAUCAGGCAGCACAUACGAGAUCUAAGUGCAACUGGCAUGCAACCAGCAUUUAUAAUGUCUUCAAUUAGAAGAAAUUUUCCUCGUUUUUAUGCUAGUAUGAAUCAAAUUUACAAUGAGAGACAGUCAAUCAGGAGAGAAGAGAUGGAUGGUAGGACUCCUCUUCAACACUGUCUGUAUAUGGCCACGGAGCAUAAUUAUGUAGUUUGGAGGGACUUGGAUAGUGAGGAUCAGUUGACUAGAUUAUUGAUUGCGAAUCCAACUUCUAUCCAGAUGCUACGUUCGUGGCCUCAUGUUGUGUUGAUAGACACAACGUACAAAACGAAUAAGCAAAAGUGGCCCCUUUGCGAAAUCAUUGGAAUGACGCCAACGAAUCAUAAUUUCUUGGUUGCAUUAUGUUUGAUGCGAGAUGAGGCGGCUGUGUCUUAUUCUUGGGUGUUGGAGAGGUUGAGGGAUAUUUACGGGACAGUCCAGACGCCGGAUGUAAUCGUAACGGAUCGGGAUGAGGGUUUGUCUGCAGCUAUUCAUGCUGUCUUUCCAGAUGUACGACAUCUAUUAUGCGUAUGGCAUAUUGGCAAUGACGUGGAGAACAUGGUCGAUAAAUUGUGUGGCGGCAAGAAAAAUCAACAGGGCCAGUUAUUCAGGCAAACAAAAUGGAACCCCUUGGUUAACAGUAUGACGAUCGCCGAUUUUGAAAACAGAUGGGAAGGGAUUGUGUCCACUUGGUCGACUAGGAACCGGAGAGUCUACUACUUGGGUAGUGGUAAUAGCUCAUUCAAUACGCUGUUUAAAAGGGCGCACGCACAAAUUACGAAUCAACAAUCAAAAAUAAGACAAGCUCUUGAGGAAUCUAAGAAUUCCAUUUCAAGGACGUCGCGACUAAAUUUUCUACGACCGUUGUAUCGUCAUGUUUCUAUAUAUGCCUUGGAACUAUUGAUGAUGGAGCACAACCGGAUGUGA